Sinocyclocheilus rhinocerous is the source of this 816-nucleotide messenger RNA. Its product is annotated as protein APCDD1-like. Gene Ontology annotation, cellular component: plasma membrane. Lineage: Eukaryota; Metazoa; Chordata; Actinopteri; Cypriniformes; Cyprinidae. Gene Ontology annotation, molecular function: Wnt-protein binding. The transcript is spliced from 3 exons. Gene Ontology annotation, biological process: negative regulation of Wnt signaling pathway. The record is from RefSeq and is a predicted model, not a curated record. Bases 1 to 750 code for a protein of 249 amino acids.
AUGGACUAUCAGUUGUAUUUUAGUGAGCGCUGUGGAGUCUGUCGGAUCGUGUCUGCGGCGGAUCUUCAUCAUGCUCCGGUGCUGCCGGCUCGGUCCGAGCGUCCGGUGCGUCUGCAGGGAGACUGGGUGAGCACGCGGUGCGAGGUGCGUCCGGGAGUCCUCUUCCUCACCCGACAGCUGACCUUCCACGAGGACAGCCAGACCUGGACCGGACAGUACGAGCACUUCUCUGACCCGGUCUGCCGUCACCCCACCUUCAGCAUCUCAGCCAGCGGACGCUACAGCCGCGGAGCUCCAUCUGCAGCCAUCGGGGGCGCCGUCGAGUUCACCUUCACCGUGACGCACAUGACGGUGACGCCCAUGGAUGUGGCCACCACGUCUCUGCUGAACAUCUUCCGAGGUCGCGAGUGCGGGUCCGAGGGCUCGUGGCAGCGGGGUGUUCCCCAGGACGUGACCUCCACCUCGGGCUGCGCGGCGCUGGGCGUGCGUCUGCCUCACACCGAGUACGAGCUCUUCCGCGCCGGCCAGGACCCGUCUGGACACAACCUCCUCUACAACGGCCAGAGACCCAGCGACGGCUCCAGUCCGGACCGGCCCGAGCGACGGCCCACCAGCUUCCAGCCGCCGCUGAUCCGCUGCAGCCGCGGGGGGCGAGAGCGAGAGCAGCCCUUCAGACUGAGCGCCGGUGGCGGCUCAAACGCUCUCCACACACUCGCCGCUGCGCUCGUCCUGCUGCACACGCUCAUGUAGCCACACCGAGAACGUGACUUCACCAAGACAUAGGCCUAACCCUAUCCCUACCCAUAACUUAUCCCU